Molecule: messenger RNA, 1362 nt
Organism: Cylas formicarius (sweet potato weevil)
Lineage: Eukaryota; Metazoa; Arthropoda; Insecta; Coleoptera; Brentidae
Gene: kraken
Product: probable serine hydrolase
Exons: 3
Coding region: 146-1069 (307 amino acids)
Source: RefSeq, a predicted model, not a curated record
CCCUGCGAAUGUCAGUAACGUCACAGCGUUCUGAUGUUUUGAUCCGCAAAAAUGUUUGACCAACUUCGCGUUUUAAAUUGAAUUGAGUAACAAGAAAUUUUAUUAAUUUGAUGAAAAACUAAUUGCUAAAAAAGCGUCGAAGAAAAUGAACGGAUUUUCGGAAGAGCUUAAUCAAAACAACGAUAAAGAAUAUGAAGAAGUGCGUAUUCCAGUGCCAUGGGGUCAUAUUGCAGGAAAAUGGUGGGGUUCGAGAACUGUUCAGCCUAUUAUAGCACUUCACGGCUGGCAGGAUAAUUGUGGCACCUUUGACAAGUUGGCUCCACUGCUUAAGGAGAAAGGUCAUUCGUUACUUUGUCUGGAUCUUCCAGGCCACGGGUUUUCAUCCCAUCUACCUCCGGGACACAAUUAUUACCUUUGGUGGGAUGGAAUUCAUUACCUGAGAAGGAUAGUGAAGGAUUUUAAAUGGAAAAAUAUUGAAGUCAUCGGACACUCCUUAGGUGGUGGUAUAGCAUUUUUAUAUGCGGCAACAUAUCCAGAUGAAAUUAAGAGGUACAUCUCCAUUGAUAUUGCAAGCCCAUCGGUCAGAGAUGUUAAAAAAUCCUGUGAUAUGCUUGGGAGUGCUGUAGAUAAAUUUUUAAGCUAUGAAUCAAUGACCCUAGAUCAAAUGCCUUGUUAUGGAUAUGACGAAAUGGUGGAUGUAUGUUACAGUGCGUACAAGGGUACUGUAUCUCGUGAAGGCUGUGAAAUUUUGUUAAAACGUGGCAUGAAACCGGCUACUGACAGAGAUGGUUAUUGGUUCACCCGCGAUCCGAGAUUAAAAAUGGCGCUGUUGGGAUUUCUGAGCUUGGAACAGGUUCUCGAGAUGAGUAGGCGGAUCAAGUGUGAAGUGCUGAACAUCAGAGCAAAAUCAGGUCUAAAAUUUGAUGUACCGGAGCAUUACGAUCUGAUACUAAAUGAAAUUGACAGGGGCGCUAAGAAACUAGAAACGCAUUUAGUGGAGGGUACUCAUCACCUGCAUUUAAAUGACCCAGAACCCAUUGUUGAUAUUAUCCAUAAUUUUUUGCUUUAGGCUUUGUGUUAUAAAUGAAUUAUUUUUAUUUAUUUGAAUUGAUUGUUAAUAUCAAGCACUUGUGAUAACAUGUAUGAUUCAAUUGUUUUAUAUGUUUUGUGUAAGUUAUAAGUUAAUUACAAAUAUUCAGCAAAGCUAAAACUGAAAAUUUUAGAAUUGAAUAAAAUUAUGUAAGCUACAAAAUUAAUAUCCAAAAAUGAAUAAUCCUUAAAAUUUCUGUUUCUUUAAAUGAAAUAAAGAGCUCUGGAGAUAUCCACACGGUAAGGAUAGGUUUAAAAUAAAAGGAUGCUAAG